Molecule: messenger RNA, 1137 nt
Organism: Nerophis lumbriciformis (worm pipefish)
Lineage: Eukaryota; Metazoa; Chordata; Actinopteri; Syngnathiformes; Syngnathidae
Source: RefSeq, a predicted model, not a curated record
AUGGAAGAUGCUAACGUUAAGCUAACUAGCGAGCAAUCUUUUGCUUGCUCUGUUUGUAAGAAGAGUUUCUCCAGAAAGGAACACAUGACCACACACAUGAGAACACACACUGGAGAGAAACCUUUUACUUGCUCUGUUUGUAAGAAGAGUUUCUCCAGAAAGGGUGACAUGACCACACACAUGAGAACACACACUGGAGAGAAACCUUAUGCUUGCUCAGCUUGUGCUAAAAGAUUCAACACUAAGAAAGUCAUGAUCAUACACAUGAGAACACACACAGGUGAGAAACCUUUUACUUGCUCUGUUUGUAAGAAGAGUUUCUCCAGAAAGGGUGACAUGACCACACACAUGAGAACACACACUGGAGAGAAACCUUUUGCUUGCUCAGCUUGUGCUGAAAGUUUCAACACUAAGAAGGAACUUAUAUUACAUGUGAGAACACACACAGGUGAGAAACCUUUUACUUGCUCUGUUUGUAAGAAGAGUUUCUCCAGAAAGGGUGACAUGACCAUACACAUGAGAACACACACUGGAGAGAAACCUUUUGCUUGCUCAGCUUGUGCUAAAAGAUUCAACACUAAAAAGAAAAGUAUAUUACACAUGAGAACACACACUGGAGAGAAACCUUUUGCUUGCUCAGCUUGCGCUAAAAGAUUCAACACUAAGAUUGAAAUGAUGUUACACAUGAGAACACACACAGGUGAGAAACCUUUUACUUGCUCUGUUUGUAAGAAGAGUUUCUCCAGAAAAGAACACAUGACCACACACAUGAGAACACACACUGGAGAGAAACCUUAUACUUGCUCUGUUUGUAAGAAGAGUUUCUCCAGAAAGGGUGACAUGACCAUACACAUGAGAACACACACUGGAGAGAAACCUUUUGCUUGCUCAGCUUGUGCUAAAAGAUUCAACACUAAGAAGAAAAUUAUAUUACACAUGAGAACACACUCAGGUGAGAAACCUUUUACUUGCUCUGUUUGUAAGAAGAGUUUCUCCAGAAAGGAACACAUGACUACACACAUGAGAACACACACUGGAGAGAAACCUUUUACUUGCUCUGUUUGUAAGAAGAGUUUCUCCAGAAAGGGUGACAUGACCAUACACAUGAGAACACACACUGGAGAGAAACCUUUUGCU